UUCAGCCGUGAGCCCAGACGCAGGCGCGGAGCUAAACCCGGAGGUGAACCGGCUACAGCUGGGGCCACGCCCACAGACGCCAGGCUGUCGGGGCGGGAGGCACUCGCGCUUCCAGCCUGGGCCAACCAGGCUGGUUGAGGCUCGAAGCGCAUGCACGGUCUCGCCCGCCGUACUGGCCGAGCCAGCAAAUCGCAUUGCGCGGACGACCAGCGCGCGCCUCGGAUUCCGCCCCCGGGAUGGCCCCGCCCCCUCCCGCCCCGCGGCAAGGCACGCACAGGUCGGUGCGCGGGUGGGUGGGUCCUAGCAGCGCGGCCUGACGGGACCAAGGCGGCGGGAGUCUGCGGUCGUUCCCUCGGCUGUGGACCGGGCGGCACGCACGCGGUGCGGGGUAACAUGGCGGAUGCGGAAGUAAUUAUUUUGCCAAAGAAACAUAAGAAGAAAAAGGAGCGAAAGUCAUUGCCAGAAGAAGAUGUAGCCGAAAUACAACACGCUGAAGAAUUUCUUAUCAAACCUGAAUCCAAAGUUGCUAAGUUGGACACGUCUCAGUGGCCCCUUUUGCUAAAGAAUUUUGAUAAGCUGAAUGUAAGGACAACACACUAUACACCUCUUGCAUGUGGUUCAAAUCCUCUGAAGAGAGAGAUUGGGGACUAUAUCAGGACAGGUUUCAUUAAUCUUGACAAGCCCUCUAACCCCUCUUCCCAUGAGGUGGUAGCCUGGAUUCGACGGAUACUUAGGGUGGAGAAGACAGGGCACAGUGGUACUCUGGAUCCCAAGGUGACUGGUUGUUUAAUCGUGUGCAUAGAACGAGCCACUCGCUUGGUGAAGUCACAACAGAGUGCAGGCAAAGAGUAUGUGGGGAUUGUCCGGCUGCACAAUGCUAUUGAAGGGGGGACCCAGCUUUCUAGGGCCCUAGAAACUCUGACGGGUGCCCUAUUCCAGCGACCCCCACUUAUUGCUGCAGUAAAGAGGCAGCUCCGAGUAAGGACCAUCUACGAGAGCAAAAUGAUUGAAUACGAUCCUGAAAGAAGAUUAGGAAUCUUUUGGGUGAGUUGUGAGGCUGGCACCUACAUUCGGACAUUAUGUGUGCACCUUGGUUUGUUAUUGGGAGUUGGUGGUCAGAUGCAGGAGCUUCGGAGGGUUCGUUCUGGAGUCAUGAGUGAAAAGGACCACAUGGUGACAAUGCACGAUGUGCUUGAUGCUCAGUGGCUGUAUGAUAACCACAAGGAUGAGAGUUACCUGCGGCGAGUUGUUUACCCUUUGGAAAAGCUGUUGACAUCUCAUAAACGGCUGGUUAUGAAAGACAGUGCAGUAAAUGCCAUCUGCUAUGGGGCCAAGAUCAUGCUUCCAGGUGUUCUUCGAUAUGAGGACGGCAUUGAGGUCAAUCAGGAGAUUGUGGUUAUCACCACCAAAGGAGAAGCAAUCUGCAUGGCUAUUGCAUUAAUGACCACAGCGGUCAUCUCUACCUGCGACCAUGGUAUAGUAGCCAAGAUCAAGAGAGUGAUCAUGGAGAGAGACACUUACCCUCGGAAGUGGGGUUUAGGUCCAAAGGCAAGUCAGAAGAAGCUGAUGAUCAAGCAGGGCCUUCUGGACAAGCAUGGGAAGCCCACAGACAGCACACCUGCCACCUGGAAGCAGGAGUAUGUUGACUACAGUGAGUCUGCCAAAAAAGAGGUGGUUGCUGAAGUGGUAAAAGCCCCGCAGGUAGUUGCCGAAGCAGCAAAAACUGCGAAGCGGAAGCGAGAGAGUGAGAGUGAAAGUGAUGAGACUCCUCCAGCAGCUCCUCAGCUGAUCAAGAAGGAAAAGAAGAAGAGUAAGAAGGACAAGAAGGCCAAAGCUGGUCUGGAGAGUGGGGCCGAGCCUGGAGAUGGGGACAGUGAUAACACCAAGAAGAAGAAGAAGAAGAAGAAAGCAAAAGAGGUAGAAUUGGUUUCUGAGUAGUGAAGGCCACUUGAAGCAUUGUGUCCAGCUGGAGGAGAAACUAAAGCCUUAUUGAGAAAACAUGUUAUAGAUCCUUUUGUUGCUGAGAGUGUGGAACAUAGGUCCUAGACAGGGUGAAGAGUUCUGGCACAUUGUAGCUGCUACUUUGAGACCUCGGUGAUGUUACCUGGUGUGGUCAUCCCAUCUUGUCCUGUUUUAAGGAUAUGGGUGAUGAAAGAUGAAAGAGGCAGAGUUUAUCCCACUGACUUCUCUGUUUUGAGUUGGGAAGCCUCGCCUUCAGACCCAGUAACUGUCUGCAGCUGUCUGCUAGUGGUUGUCUUAACAUCGUAGUCCUAGUUUGCAUUUUUUUAAUCCCCUCUGUUUAAAAGGUUUGUAAAACAAAACAAAAAACUAAGUCUGCUCAGUGAAAUGGUGUAGAACCCUAAAUAAGUGGUAGAAGAGUGUCACUGAAUUUUGUCUCUGAAUUCAGUAUAACUGAGUUUUGUCCAUGCUGGUGUCUGGGUUAUAGGCCUGAUGGGCCUGGUAGUUUUCCAUCUUGUUCUGGCCUAGAGGUCAGUCCUUUGCACUUCCUCAAAGCUUGUGUACAGUGCUCACCUAAAUCCAUCUGACUACUUGUUCCUCUGCCCUCUUGUUUUAGGCCUCGUUUACUUUUAAAAAAUGAAAUUGUUCAUUGCUGGGAGAAGAAUGUUGUAAUUUUUACUUAUUAAAGUCAACUUGUUAAGUUUUUUAUGUAUUCCUGUUGGGUUUUCUUGUUGAUCUCAUGCUAGCAGAGCAAAAAUUGUGAAAUAUUUUGAUUAAAAAUCUAGGGACCUUUAUGUCCUAUUUGAAA
Pongo pygmaeus (Bornean orangutan) is the source of this 2767-nucleotide messenger RNA. It is a transcript of the gene DKC1, whose product is annotated as dyskerin pseudouridine synthase 1. Gene Ontology annotation, biological process: box H/ACA sno(s)RNA 3'-end processing; snRNA pseudouridine synthesis; mRNA pseudouridine synthesis. Lineage: Eukaryota; Metazoa; Chordata; Mammalia; Primates; Hominidae. Gene Ontology annotation, molecular function: RNA binding; pseudouridine synthase activity. The record is from RefSeq and is a predicted model, not a curated record. The transcript is spliced from 15 exons. The coding region runs from base 151 to 1938 and encodes 595 amino acids. Gene Ontology annotation, cellular component: box H/ACA snoRNP complex.